AUGUGGAGAAUCUGGGAUGCUGUCAGCUGCUCCUGACGAAAAGAAAAGAGUGUUACAAUGAGUGGAGUGAAAAAGUCGUAGACACAUCUACACAAAAUAUUAUUAGAGAGAUAUUAGGAAAAAGUUGAAGAAGAUAUUUGAAAGGUCGAUAUAUUCGCAAAAAAUGACAGUUUAGAACCAACUGUGGAAACUUGGAAAAAAUACUCACCCAUGUGUUUCUUGGAAAUAAUUUUUGGAGAAUCCAUGAAGACGAAACAAUCUAUAAUUAUUCGAAAAUUGUCAAGUAUGUCAAUACUUUCAAUGAAUUCGUUAAAAAUUAUUGGAAGCACAAAACCCAGACAAUUAAAAAUAAAUAAAAAACCCAAGAAAAAACAAGAAUUUAAAACUCGCGCGCGGUAGUACGGUAUACAUCUACACGGUGACGCAAAUGUGCACACAUUCCCACGCUGACCGUGGGAAAAUGCCAUUUUCCCACGCUCUCGAAACGAUAUAAAAGGAAAAUUUUCGCAUUUCAGACAUGUUUCAUAAUUUCAAGUAAGUUUUUGAUCUAUUUUUCUUUGUUUUUUGCAACACCCGCGUUGAUUUUCAGGCGAAAUAACGAAAAAGAAAAACGGGAGAAUGUUCCAACAAUCAAAACCAUCGGCUGGCACCCCGAAAUCUUUCUAUUUGGAUCGAUCUGGAAAUAUGUCGACUUCGUCUUCGUGUCUUUCUUCAUCCAAUGGAAGUGUCGGAGUUGUUGGCAGUGUUUUGGCUAGUGGCAACAAUGGGAAUGCUGUUCGAAAAGAAAUAUUGCCUUUGAAAUCAAAGCAACAAAAUGUUUUCGUUCAGCGAUUGGAGCACAAACCAAAGGUAAACUUUUGAUUUUCCCAGAGUUUCAUUACUAUUAUUCUUUUCAAUAAUAAUCGAACUGUUUCUAGAAGGUCGAAGUCCCAGUCACCACUUUGGAGUUGAAAAAGAAGGAAAAGGCGAAGUUGGAUAAAAACAACGUUGUCAAUCUCGUCUAUCGUAAACCAGUCGGUUUGCGUGACAUCAACAUGUCGAUUCCAUCGAUCAUCAACACUGGGAAACGCUUGCGUCGAACAGAAUCACCAUCUUCAUCUGGAUAUUCAACUGAUUCUUUGAUGAUUAUGGAACAACAAGAAAACGACUACGUUUUUGCGGUGAGUACUUUGGACCUUAUCAUUAUGAUGAAAUAAUUUCAAUAUAUUUGCAGGCGAUGAUCGACAAUGCUUUUUCGAAUCAAUACCAAUCGGAUAAACCGAUAAUGUCAUUCGAUCUUGGAAUGUUAUCGUCUCAUCCAGUUUGGGCUCCAGCCAACAAUCUAUACAUGUAA
This is a messenger RNA of Caenorhabditis angaria, 1333 nucleotides long. The record is from the annotation of a GenBank genome assembly. Lineage: Eukaryota; Metazoa; Nematoda; Chromadorea; Rhabditida; Rhabditidae.